This is a messenger RNA of Lactuca saligna, 1233 nucleotides long. Lineage: Eukaryota; Viridiplantae; Streptophyta; Magnoliopsida; Asterales; Asteraceae. The record is from the annotation of a GenBank genome assembly.
AUGGUCAACAAGGCCAAAACAAAUUAUACAGAAAAGAAUGUCGGUGGCUUAAAAUCGUUAAAAUAUAUAUUAAGUUCUAUUUUCGGAGUUUCCAGCCACACUCACUUGCUCCUUCGAUUCACUGCCGUUGUUUUCUUCGCAAUCGUCCAAAUCAUCUCUUUCCGGCAACCGGCAACACCGUUCAAGGUUUUUCAUCAAUUCAAUUUACCAAUCCACCUCAUAAAGGUUCAAAUUGCUUUUCCAUCACUUUUCAACCUUUUUGUUUUAAAAUAUGGCUUCUGUAGCUCAGAUAGAAAACUCCUUUCCAAAUCCUCCCUAAACUUUACGUUUCCCUCCCUAAAAUCAAAGUCCUUUAGCCCUAACUUACUACCUGAAUUCCAACCACUUCUCUGUGGUGCUGGUGGCGGCAACCAUGGCAACAAUGGGGGAGGAAAUGAUGGCCGUCAUGGUGGAGGUGGAGGUGGAGAUGGAAAAUCCGAUGAUUCACCUCAAUCUGAUAGUUUUGGACCAAUUGGGGCCUUUCUUAGCGGGUGGAGAUCAAGAGUUGCUGCUGAUCCCCAGUUUCCAUUCAAGAUCCUAAUGGAAGAACUGGUGGGCGUGAGUGCAGCUGUUCUUGGUGACAUGGCAACCCGUCCAAAUUUUGGGCUCAAUGAACUCGAUUUUGUGUUUUCCACACUUGUAGUAGGUUCAAUUCUUAAUUUCACCCUUAUGUAUCUAUUAGCACCCACUAUGUCUUCUUCAUCAAUUUCCCUUCCUUUCAUAUUCGCCAAUUCCCCUACAAGCCACAUGUUUGAGCCUGGUUCAUAUACUCUCAUGAAUCGUUUAGGAACCCUAGUUUACAAAGGAACUCUAUUUGCAGCCGUUGGAUUAGCUGCAGGGUUAGCAGGAACUGCUCUCUCCAAUGGCUUGAUCAAGAUGAGGAAGAAGAUGGAUCCAAACUUUGAAUCACCAAACAAACCUCCACCCAUGUUUUUAAAUGCCAUAACUUGGGCAAUGCAUAUGGGUGUAAGCAGUAAUCUUAGGUACCAAACUUUGAAUGGAAUCGAGUUCUUGUUGCAAAAAGGUCUCCCAACUGUUUUCUUCAAGACCUCUGUGGUUGGAUUGAGAUUGGUGAACAAUGUUCUUGGAGGGAUGACAUUUGUGAUGUUGGCAAGGGCAACAGGGUCACAGAGCUCUGGUAUUGAAAAGAAGAUAAGUAGCAAUCUUGAUGAAGAGGUUCCACAUUCAGAUUAA